This is a messenger RNA of Galeopterus variegatus (Sunda flying lemur), 533 nucleotides long. It is a transcript of the gene METTL26, whose product is annotated as chromosome unknown open reading frame, human C16orf13. The record is from RefSeq and is a predicted model, not a curated record. The annotation marks the transcript as partial. The transcript is spliced from 6 exons. NCBI's taxonomy places the organism in Eukaryota, Metazoa, Chordata, Mammalia, Dermoptera, Cynocephalidae.
CGCUGCUUGGACAGCAUCGCGGCCACCGCGCGAGCCCAGGGACUGUCCAACGUGAAGGCCCCGCUGUACCUGGACGUGACCUGGGACUGGGAGCAGUGGGGCGGGAUCCCGCCGCAGUCGCUGGACCUGCUGUUAUGCAUCAACAUGAGCCACAUCAGCCCCCUGAGCUGCACCGAGGGGCUCUUCAGAGCAGCAGGACACCUGCUCAAACCCAAGGCUUUGCUCAUCACCUACGGGCCCUUUGCCAUCAAUGGGAAGAUCUCUCCCCAGAGCAACGUGGACUUUGACCUGACCCUCAGAUGCAGGAACCCGGAGUGGGGGCUGCGGGACACAGCCCUACUGGAGAAAUUGGGCCAGGCCAGUGGCCUGCACUUAGAGAGGAUGGUGGACAUGCCAGCCAACAACAAGUGCUUGAUUUUCCGGAAAGAGUAACCUCCUCCUUCACCCCACAUGCCUGCAUCCCUGCCAAAGGCUCUGUCGGGCACAAACCCGAUCACCAGCUCCUCCUCCCUGGGCCCAGCUACUGUCUUGGG